Messenger RNA from Talaromyces marneffei, 1323 nucleotides. RefSeq lists its product as uncharacterized. Bases 1 to 1323 code for a protein of 440 amino acids. NCBI's taxonomy places the organism in Eukaryota, Fungi, Ascomycota, Eurotiomycetes, Eurotiales, Trichocomaceae. The record is from RefSeq and is a predicted model, not a curated record. The transcript has 5 exons. Gene Ontology annotation, molecular function: oxidoreductase activity.
AUGACGUCGUCUGCUAAACGCCGCCUGCAGGCGCUCAGCCAGCAGCUUGUGGAAGGGAUCCCGGAUGCUGGCACAUUUGAAGGAAUUCCACGAAUUCGUACUGUGGCUGGGGAUUCUGUUGGACAACGAGUUAAGGACAAGGUUGUUAUUGUGACCGGAGCAAACUCUCCCAUCGGAAUUGGACGAGCAAGUGCCCAUCAAUACGCCCGUAACGGCGCUGAAGCCGUCUACCUCUGCGACUACGAUGACACCUAUCUCCCCACACACAAACGAGAAAUCGAAUCUUUGUAUCCUGAUGUCGAAGUACAGAUUCGCCAAUUCGAUGCUGGAGAUGCCCCAUCAGUGAAAGCUGUUGUUGACGAUGCGAUUGCUCGUUAUGGACGGUUGGAUAUUAUGUUUGCUAAUGCCGGGAUAGUUGGGUCGACGAAGUUGUUUACGGAGAUUGAGCCGGAGGAUUUCAUGAAGACUUUGAAGACGAAUACGUUAGGGGUAUUUCUCGCUGCCAAAUACGCCGCUCCCGCCAUGCAAAUAACCUCUGUAUCCAAACCUUUCCCCUCUGGAUCCAUCAUCUGCACCGCAUCAGUUGCAGGCCUACGCUCCAACGCUGGUGGCACAGACUACUCCGCCUCCAAAGCCGCAGUCGUCAACAUCGCGCAGACAACAUGCUACCAACUCGCGGGUACGGGGGUUAGGGUCAACGCCAUCUGUCCCGGCGUGAUUGAGACGGGCAUGACCAAAGUCAUGUACGAUGCUGCGCGGGCGCGAGGCACGCAGGAUAAGAUCGGUCAACUUAACCCCUUGCGCAGAGGAGCGGUGGCAGAUGAAGUUGCGCGUGUGGCUCUGUUUUUGGGGAGUGAUGAGAGUAGCUAUAUGAAUGGACAGGCUGUGACGGAUGAGGCAGCAAAUAAACAGACGCGAAGAAGAAUUAUUGACGUGGUCGUAAGCGGGGAAACAUGUGACCUGCAGGCGGCACGUCAUUUUGUGUAUUUGUUCAGCGGGAAAGAAGCGGCCAGACUCUCGAGCUGCGUUUGGGCCGACAACACGCCUUCUCGCACUCAACGCUAUGUCGAGUACGCUUCAAGAGAGAAGACAGUCUAUGCAUUCACUCCCAACAUCGUUGCUCGUACACAAUACUCACCUCGACUCGCACGCUUUGAGUCUUUGAUUCCUUCCUUGCUCGUCUCGCCAUCCCUUCCCAUCACAUUCCUGAUCCUCGAGGAUUCGAGACGCACACCUCUUUACCAAAUCCUCGCUUCAGCCGUUUUGGCUUCUUGGCAGCUUCCUCUCAAAGACUCAAACCGAUCAACAUCUCGGCUCCCAUGA